This is a messenger RNA of Gorilla gorilla gorilla (western lowland gorilla), 29523 nucleotides long. It is a transcript of the gene XKR6, whose product is annotated as XK related 6. Gene Ontology annotation, cellular component: plasma membrane. The coding region runs from base 518 to 2443 and encodes 641 amino acids. The record is from RefSeq and is a predicted model, not a curated record. NCBI's taxonomy places the organism in Eukaryota, Metazoa, Chordata, Mammalia, Primates, Hominidae. Gene Ontology annotation, biological process: engulfment of apoptotic cell; apoptotic process involved in development; phosphatidylserine exposure on apoptotic cell surface. The transcript has 3 exons.
GCCCCUCCACCAGCAGCCGGGAGGGUGUUAGGGGGCGUUUCUCCAGGAGGAAAGCUGUGAGCUGCGACGCUGAGGAAGGGGACCCCAAAACGUCUGGCACUGCCCCCUCCAGGGAUCACUUUGGACCGCCUCACUCGGCCCAGCCGGAUUCUGAAACGCCGAGGGGUCAACCUGAUGGGUUUCGGGGUCAACGGAAGAGGGGAAGGGGAGCCCUGGCGGGGAGAACCCCCCGGUCCCCCGCCCAGCAGCUGAGGCACAGGAGGGCGGCCAUCUUGGCCGGGAGGGUAGGGCUGGGGAGCUGCGGGCGCCGUGCGAUUGGGGGGCUCGCCCGGAAGUGACGCCAACUACCCGGAAGCGGAGGGGGUUCCCUGGCCCACUCCCCCCUCGUUCGUUUGCUCCCCCGCUUCCUCCCCGCCCCCCUUCCUCUCCAUUCGUUUCCCCCCCUCCCCGUUCCCUGCCUUCUUCCCCCCCCCGCCGUCCCUCCCCCCCAACCUCCGGAGCUGGGAAGAGAGUCAAGAUGGCGGCGAAAUCCGAUGGCGGUGGCGUGGGGGUGGGCUUCGCUCAGCUGCACAACCUGGACGAGGCGGUGGGCAGCGGCGGCGAGGAGGACGGGGAGCCCGGGGGAGGCGGCUGCGGCGGCGGCGGCGACGGCAGCGAGCCCGGCGAGAGCAGCUCGAUGCACAUCUGCCACUGCUGCAACACCUCCUCGUGCUACUGGGGCUGCCGCUCCGCCUGCCUGCGCUCCCUCCUGGGCAGGAAGCCGCGCCGCAGCGCCGCCGCCGACGGGGGGGACCAGCCGCUGCAGCCUCCCGCGGCCCCCGGCGCCGGCCGCCAACCCCCGACGCCCUCGGCCGCGCGGCCGGAGCCGCCGCCGCCGCAGGUGGAGCGGCCGUGGCUCGACUGCCUGUGGAUCGUGCUGGCGCUGCUGGUGUUCUUCGGGGACGUGGGCACCGACCUGUGGCUGGCCCUCGACUACUACCGCAAGGGGGACUACGUCUACUUCGGGCUGACCCUCUUCUUCGUGCUGGUGCCGUCGCUGCUGGUGCAGAGCCUGAGCUUCCGCUGGUUCGUGCAGGACUACACGGGCGGCGGGCUGGGCGCCGUGGAGGGGCUCACCAGCCGGGGCCCCCCAAUGAUGGGGGCCGGCUACGUCCACGGCGCGGCCCGCGGUGGCCCAGGCGUGAGGGUCUCCCCCACGCCGGGGGCGCAGCGCCUGUGUCGCCUCUCCGUGUGGAUCUGGCAGUCGGUCAUCCACCUGCUGCAGAUGGGGCAGGUGUGGAGGUAUAUCCGCACCAUGUACCUGGGGAUUCAGAGCCAGCGGCGGAAGGAACACCAGCGACGCUUCUACUGGGCUAUGAUGUAUGAAUAUGCAGACGUCAACAUGCUGCGCCUCCUGGAGACCUUCCUGGAGAGCGCGCCCCAACUGGUGCUACAGCUCUACAUCAUGCUCCAGAAGAACAGCGCCGAGACCCUGCCCUGUGUCUCCUCUGUGACUUCCCUGAUGUCCCUGGCUUGGGUGCUAGCCUCCUAUCACAAGCUGCUGCGGGACUCCAGGGACGACAAGAAGAGCAUGAGCUACAGAGGGGCCAUCAUCCAGGUCUUCUGGCGCCUCUUCACCAUCUCAUCCCGAGUGAUCUCUUUUGCCCUCUUUGCUUCCAUCUUCCAGCUCUAUUUUGGGAUCUUCGUGGUGGUUCACUGGUGCGCCAUGGCCUUCUGGAUCAUCCAUGGCGGAACAGACUUCUGCAUGUCCAAGUGGGAGGAGAUCCUCUUCAACAUGGUGGUAGGGAUUGUGUACAUUUUCUGCUGGUUUAACGUCAAGGAAGGGCGGACUCGAUAUCGAAUGUUUGCAUAUUAUACGAUAGUCUUGACCGAGAAUGCUGCCUUGACGUUCCUUUGGUAUUUUUACAGAGACCCGGAGACCACUGACUCCUAUGCGGUGCCAGCACUGUGUUGUGUCUUUAUUAGCUUUGUGGCUGGGAUCGCACUGAUGCUCUUAUACUAUGGCGUGCUGCAUCCCACGGGACCACGAGCUAAGAUCCUUGCCAGCUCCUGUUGUGCCGAGCUGCUCUGGGGCAUCCCUUUGCCCCCCGAUGUUGAGCCCAUGGCGCCUGAGACCCCUGGGUACCGGGGGACCCAGGUUACGCCCACCAGAGCCGUAACGGAACAACAGGAGGAUCUCACGGCUGACACUUGCUUGCCCGUUUUCCAAGUGAGACCCAUGGGGCCCCCUACCCCGUUGGGGCGUCCUUACCUCCCAGAAGGGCCCCUCAUUAAGAUUGACAUGCCAAGAAAGCGAUACCCAGCUUGGGAUGCUCAUUUUGUAGACAGGAGGCUGAGAAGGACUAUUAACAUUCUACAGUAUGUCACCCCCACCGCAGUAGGCAUUCGAUAUCGAGACGGACCACUCCUCUAUGAGUUGCUACAGUAUGAGUCUUCACUCUAAGAGCAUCUUGACCAAGUUGAGAAGGGGACCUUAAGUUUGGUUUGCGGCAAACAGCACUUGCAAGAAAUAUAACCCUCCCUUCCCCCAAUACACAGAACCACCGCCACCACCACCAACACCGCCACACCAACACCACCACUACAAAAAAAAAGAAUUAAUAAGUCACAACCCCUUCAAAUAAGCUUUCUUUCCAGUCGCUGUAUGUAUACAAAGAUAUUCUCUAUGUUUUGUAAGUAAAAACAAAAAGAAAACCUUUCUUUUGUUUUUUACACAUAAGAAACAGUAUUGAAAAAUCCCACGCUAUGGUUCAUAGGGUGGAGAAGGAGGAGUUAUCUCCACUCCAAAAGAAAAAAAAAAAGUUUUUUACCUUACACCAAGUGUAGAUCAUUUAUGGGAUUGGUGCUGAUUGAAAGAACAAAACAAAACAAAACAAACACAAACAAACAAAAAACCUUCAACUGCCUUAUGCCCUUAGGUGCUGAGUUUCAUUAAGUACUGUCACGUUUUCUCAUGCAAAACUCUCUGGUGAUUUUUGUACCAGAAGAGGGAAAAUUAAACAAUUAAAUGAAACAAAUCUAAAAGUGAAACAAAAACCAACCAACAAAUAUAACACAAAGCAAUUAUUCUUCCUAUCUGAUUAUUUGUAUUGAAGAAAACAAAUUUACCAAAAGCAAAAGCAUAAACCCCUCCCUCUUUUCAGUUUCUCCCCGUCCUCUCCUGACCUUCUCCCCACUUUGCAGAGCCUUCUAGGAGCUCAAGGGCUGUUUGAAACUCAAAUGGCUGAAGAAGCUACUUGAAGGCUGAUUAUGUGCCAUUUUAGCAUUUGCCUAGCAAGAAUCACAUUCGUUUCCCAGUGAAAAGCAAACCAGAACAAAACAAAAAGCCACCCCAAUAAUUCGGUAAGGACAGGAUAUUCUAAAGCAAAUUAAAGGAGAUUUCUGUACACAUAAUCAGUAAUAAUAAAACUCAGCAUAGUAGCAAAAAGAACGACAUCAAUUUAAAGGCACAAUACUUAAUCAGUGACUGGCAACAACGAUUAGUUCCAUCAUUUUAAGGCUGUGAAUGGUAGACAUUUAUCACAUGUGAUAUUGUGUAAAGCCUCUUCUGUUUCCAUUUGGUGGGAAGCCUUAAAUUGAUCUGGAAAGAAUUCUUCAUUUUUCAUUUGUGCUUUUUUUAAAAAAAAAUAACACAAAGAGGAAAACUAGAAUAUAUAUAUAUAUAUACAUAUAUAUAAAAAGUCAAAAUUGUAAUAACUGACCCAUUUCAAAGACUGUUUGGUGCUUCUGUCUUUCACCAUUGUGGUUGGCUGAAAAUCAUUCAGCUCACCUGGUGCAUCUGGGUUGAAUGGGAAAUUUUGUGUGUGUAGUAUGUGUGUGUUUGUGUGUGUAUGUGUGUGUGUGCCCAUAGCACACGUAUAUAUGUGUGUGUCCCUGCUGCAAAGUCUUGCCAGAGAUAUACAAAACUGAUGUAAGACGGACUUGGAUCACGGCUUGGUUCAGCAGAGCAUGGGGGCGGGGGCUCUGGAGUGGCGGGGAAGUGAUGCUGCCUGCCCACGAGCCCUGGUUUGGGUGGCAAGACUCACACCAGCAGUGGACUGCAGGCCUUAGAGGCCAUGCCAUUUGGGUGAGGAUUUGAUUCCACUGUUUAUUUUCUCAUUGUAUCAAGUUGAAUUUCUGCAGGUGUUGCAAGUAUGUUCAACCAUUUAAAAUUUUUUUUAUUUUUCAAAGUAUUGUUCCUUUAAAGAAUAUUUCUGUUCUAGGGCAUCGUUUCAAUCGCAUCGUAUCUCUACUUGGGCACAAAAAAAAAGGAAAAGAAAAAAAUCACAAAAAAGAUAUAUAUAUAAGUAUAUAUAUAUAUAUAUAAACACACACAAUAUUUUAAAGUAAAUACUGUUAGUCUUUGCUGUGUGUAGCUGCGAUUUUUUUUUUCCAAAUAUAUACCUGUUUAGGGUGCAAGACCUCACAUUGAACUAUUCUCAACAGAAGUUCAAUAACUGAGGGAUUUUUUUAAUGUUUGUGGAGUUUUGUUUUUUUUAAAAUAAAAAACAAUUAUUAUUCAGCGAGGCUUCUCCUUCCCACCCCCUUCAUUGUUUAUCUAAAACCUUUUUUUUUUUUAAGAACGAGUUUCAAAUAUCAGUUGUGAAACUGUAUGCUCUCUUCUUUGUCGGGACUUCCUGGACUUCAUGCGUCCUUACUAAGCAUCGUGGUGCUGUCCUCUCCCCGUCCCUGACUCGGGGGUCCCCUCGGGCCUCACUGGUGGGCAGGUGGAGGAGGAGCCCCCAACUCUAGGAAGCAGGACGAACAGAGCACACGCAGGCAGCAGUGAAAACCAGCCAGGAGGGCUCGGCGCGCCCAUUAAAGGGACCCGCCCUUGGGCCCCUGGAGAGUCACCUGGGAGUUGGAAUCUAGUCAGAGGCACUUUUCUGAACCGCACCAGCGUGCUGCCUUGCAAGGGCUUCACGCCUGAGCUGCACGGUGUACUCUGCUAGGCUGGGAAGGUGAGGCCAUUGGAGGGUGGGGCAUCCGCUUUAGCUGGUGGGGUCCCACCUCUUGUCUGCUUCAGGUCUGGGGCUCUGUGCACCUGGAGCUGGCCCAUGUCUGUCCUUAGCGCAUCUUCCGUGAAAUGCCCUCAUGCAUCCCCUCGGGACUUCUGCCACUUUUGCUUGUGUGUCUGUUCUUGGAUUUCUUUCUUUCUUCUUUCUUUUUGUUUCAGCGCAGUCACGGGUUUUAAUUCACCACCUCUAUUUCACUCUUGCACACUUAGUGUGUGUGUGUCCGUGUGUGUGCAUCCUGCCAUGUUUACAUGAAACUUACAAAGAGAACGGUGGUGGAUGCUGAGCUGACCGGGAGCACCAGGAGUUGGGAUGGCAACUUCCAAAUCAGGGAGGGCCUCCAGGGUCUUAGCCACUAGGAACAAAUGAGGAGAUCACGGGACAUUUCAGCAAUCUUUAAUUUCACACUUCUCACUUCAAAAGGCACCCUCGCCCCUCUCUGGAACCCCUCCAUCAUGCCAGUACUUUCUUCACAAAGAAAAUGAAAAUAUGCAUCUGUGAGCAGCAGCAGGGAAAGCUGGUUUUGCAGAGAUGCAGGAAAAGGAAGAAAAGCAAGGAAAGAAGUAGAGAGCAAGGCAGGGAAGGGGCAGGGGAGACCUGAUGGCAAGGACCAGGCCAGAGCUGUCCUCAGUGUCCUCUUGUCAUCAGCCUCUAGCAGCUCCCCACACUCCCAGCCACCGUAAAACUCUCUGGCCUCAUCUCCACUGGGGUCUUCUCUUCCCCCCAGGCCCUUCCCCUUCCAGUGACUGGUCCUGGGCGUCAAGGCAGGAUUCCAUACACACUCAGUGCUGAGACCAUCUGGGGACUGUGUCUCCAGACCCAGAUGACUUUGGUCCUGAAAGCCCGGAUCCUUAAGGCCGCCCCGUGACAGGGUCACUCUUUGUCCCACAUUAAGUCUUUGUCCCACAUUGGACAUUAAAUGCCCAAUGUCCCAUAUUUUUCCUUUGCCUCAGUCCCUGACAACCCUCUAGGGCUGCUGCUUCAGCUGCUUCCCAGAGGAAUGCCCGUGAUGUUUUUAGGUUUUUUAAAAAUUUUAAAUCUCUGGGCCCAUUUCUUUCCCAGGACCCCCUGAUGAAAAAUAAUCCAUUUCCAGUAUUUAGGCCUGGUAAGCACAUUGGUGCCCAGAGAUGGAGAAUACAAAAACUAUCUCCUUUUCAUUCCCUAAUGACCCCCCCAUCAAGUAUGCCCACUAAGACCCGUAUUUUAUUCCUCUAACCACAUAGAACAUUUGGCUCUACUUUUUCUUCCCAGAAAUUUGGUAGUAUCGCUAAACUAUAACUAAUGGUGUUAGAGUCGUUUCUGCAAACUCUGCUUCUCCCUUGCUCAGCAGGUCUGCCUCUUCUCCCAGCCUCUGUGUAAAAGGAAACUUCAGUCCCCUCAGAUGACAUUAGGAUAAUGUGCCCCGAGUUCACUGCCUGAAGCCUGUGACAUCCGGAAUGGGAGCUCCCUGUCUCUUAAGGCCAUGAUGAGGGGUGCUAGGGAGGCUUCAGUCCAUCAGAUCAACCCCCUCUGGCCUCACUCACCCUAAAGCUUCCCGUGUCUCUAACACUCUCCUGCACUCUGCCUCUGGAAGGUGUCACCUGGUUCUGCAGGGUCGGGCUUGUCCCAGCAACAUGGGUACCAGGAUACUGGUAGGACACUCACCCAAGCAGAUCUGCGGCCAGAACGAAAGAGGCGCCAUCUCCCUUGCCCAGACAUGCCGCCAUCACAACACAGCCUUGGGCAGGGAAGACGACAUUUCCCCAUGGCCUGGGGAUCCCCCACACCACACCUCCCCAGGCACAGAAUCAUUCAAGACCCGAUGGUUCUCAUGGCUCUAACCCAGUCCCUCCCCAGCUGUGGCCCCUCUGAGUCCCAUGAUCCUGUCUGGCCCGUGGUCAUGAAGGUGAUUCCCCUGGCUCGGGGGCGUCUCAUGCCACAGAUGUCUGACCCUGUCCAGAUAUGAGCCUGAUUCUCAGAAAGAAUUUACAGGUUUUAGAAAAGCACCAAAUUACAUCAUUUUCUCCAUUCUUCUUCCAGUUUUAUUCCCUCCCACUGCACAGUCAUAGGGGCAGAAAAGAAGGUCUCUGAUGCGGAUCUGGUUUGAAGCUGCACUGGGUGGGCCACAGCCUUGCUUCUUCUUGCACAUCUAAACCCCUUCGCAGUCUCUGCAAGCUAGAUAGAGGAAACACCACCUUCCUUCUCCCAUCUGGUCUGCUCCUUGCUCAUGGGAGGGCUAGAACCAACCCCAAGCUUUGAUGCCCCCAGACCUUAGCACAGGGUCCUCUCUCCAUGAUCCAGGGACAGAGCAAGAAGAGCACGACAGUGUGCAGGCUCAGAGCCUUUGGCUUGGAGCAAAGGAUAUCAGCUCCCAGAAGAGAAUGAGGCAGGCUAUAUUCUCAUGCUCCUGGCUCGCUCGGAUGAGCUGGGUUGGGGAUGUCACCUAGCAUUCGUUUGGCACAGAUGGUAGCAUUUUCUUUGCCAAGAAAAGUGGCUCCUUACUCAAAACGAGCCCUUCCAGGCCUUGUAUGUGUGAUGACAGCUGCUCUGGAUGGUGGCUUCAUGAUUGAAGGAAGGGAAUCUCCUUGUGUACCUUUAAUUUGAUUUUCUUACCAAGAAGCUAAAAUCUAUUUUUUCUUUGCCAAACUGAAAAAUAUUAACACAAUCAGAUUUGGUUAGGGAGGUUGAGAUUUAAAUUUGGAUACUGUAAAAGGAAGAGAGCUUAUUGCAAUUAAUUUCACCAAGAUCCAUGUGAUACUGUCUUUGUUGACUAGGAAACCAUCGGGGAAAUCUGGAGGAGCUUAAAGGAGACCUGGGGAAGACCCUGCAGGAGUGAAAUGGAAGGACCCAGAGGGGCGGGCUCACCCCAGGGGCUGGACCAGCCUUACAGGGAGCAGUUCUAUUCAUUUCUCUCUCAAAUAUUUAUUCGUCACUAGACCCUGUUGGGCAGCCCCCCUCAUCAAGCACAACACAGUUACCCCUUAGGAAGUGAACGUAAAUCGAUGUUGGUUCCUCUUAUCAAGAUCCAGCUGAGAACGAGAUGAGCACAAUGGGAACCUCUUUAAACCUCUUUAAACUUCUGUCCCUUCUCCUCAGCCCAAACUGGCAACAUUCCAUUCUCACCCACAGUUCAACCUCCAGAACAUGGAAAUGGCAGAGGCCAGCCAAUCACAGGUUACAAACCCAUGACCUUGCAAGAGGACUUCCCCCGGCAUCCUCAGUCAAUGUGUGUCUGUUCCAAUUUCAAAACAUGUAAAAAGGCAAAAAGGCAACUCUACCCUCCCAGAGAUUUUUUUCUAUCCCUCUUCACUGGGGAAAAAAAAGAUGAUGCUUGAUCUGAAUUCUUGCAGUGGCAACACAAGCCCCUUUCUCACCCAUUCUUAGCUAUUCUAAACAUUUCACUUCUUGCUGAAACACUGCAUCUUGUGCUGAUGGCCAGAUAUCAGAAGACAAAGGUGCUGCCUUGAUCCUGCUGCAGACUCCUUCCUUGGCUCGCCUGGUCCUGUCUGCCUUGUUCAGCUUUCCCUGGCACCAUCUACUCCUUACUCCUGUGGCUUUCCUUGCACUGGCUGGCAGGCCAUGGCUGAUAUAUCCUGGAGACAAAGGUCGUGAGUGCUAUUAAUGACAACUCCCGAGGGCAGCAGACGGACCACUGUGGGAGUUCCCCCUGCUCUUGGCCAACACCUUGUGUCAAGGGCUAAGAAUAGACCACAUCGGAAAUGAGCAGGCAGGACCUAGGGACACCUGCCCCAGGCUGCCCCAUCACAUGCAGCACAGUGCGCAGGUCCCAGGAGGAGAUGCUGCCCUUGUGAAUCCCUAACACAAAUCCUAGGACCCCCAACUACUGCUAAAAAUCAUUCUCAAACCAAUGAGGACAAAGAAAUAAUUUCCCUUUAGUAUAGUGCCAAUUGGUAACCCAGUGCACAUCCCUCUAUAAGCACAUUUGGCCAUCUGUCACGGUGGAUACAGACAACCCAUCAUCUGUUAGAUGAGCUCCCCUGGUCUGUUUGUCCAUCUUCAACAUAGCUCUGGGAUCCUUGGGCUAGAGUGGGCCCGGGAGAUUUGUUUUAGCUACAGACUUCCUAGGGGCUUUCCUUUAGACCCAGAAAGAUCAGGAAAUGUCACAGGCUGAUUCAGGGUCCCCACUGUGAUCGUGGAUAACUCACUUCACCUCUCGGUGCCUUGGUUUCUCCAUCUGUAAAGUGGAGAGAAAGAAGGCCAACCUCUUUCUUCUCUCCUGCUCAGGGAUGCUUGGAGGAUUCGUCAUUGUUGCCUGUAGCAAAGCCGUCAUAUGAGAAAAAGUGGUGACCUCAUUUCUUGGGAAAUGGAACCACAGAAGGAGAGAGUGUUUUCCAGGGGCAGUGGCACCUGGAAGCCACAGGAUGAACAGGGAGCACAGCGGGACAGGGAGGAGUCUCACAUACCUGUAGUUCUUAGAGACUUCAUAGCACUGUGAACCCAGGUCAGUGGUAGCCUGGUCAGGUGACCCUUGGUCACCUAUCUUGAGCCGGCCACUUGUAAUUCUAACACCAAAUCUCCUGAUGUUAAUUCUUCCUAAGGUAUCAGAGAAUAUAUGGAAGGAUGCAUUUGAACACUGAUAUUCAUUGCGCUUUGGGCAGACAAGAGGAGUGAAUGGAGAGUAUUUAGAGACUGUUUUUAAGGUGGUUGCAAGCUCUUCAGGAAAUCUCUCUCACCUUUGUUCUUCCUUACAAUCUUUUUCAAUCUUGAUGCUCACCUCAUCAAAUGGACUCACCUCUUUCCCUCUCUGCAGAGUACAGAAAAAGAAAAACACCGAAUCUUUUUCUUUUUAAACAAUUGUUCCAUCUGCCAAAAUGUGGGUCCCAAUGGUGGGUUUUCUUCCCUCCCUUGUGUGCUUUGAGCGGAACCUGCAGGCAAGGAUUCAGAGACAAACAGGGCUGGAGAAUAGCACUAAUUUUUUUUUCUAAAACAAGGUAUUUUUUUCUUAUAAUUCGUAUUGGAAAUGUCACAUUGAAUUUCUUUUUCUUUCCUUUUUUUUUCUUUUGACUAUGGUUUGACUGUUAUCAAUUCAAAUACCAAGAUACACUCUGAGCAAGAACACAGACCUGUCCUGAGAGCCUCUGCUUUUCUUAGGACCUAACCUGGAGUGAGGGCAGGUGGGAGCCCAGGAGGCACUGGGGUUCCAGGGGGGCCAGCCGUGAGGGUGAUUUUCUAUCAGCUCUGAGAACCUUCUUGGAAAGAAAAAUUCCAGAAGCUUCAACUGUUCUGCAUCAGUCAACCUGGCUCUGGCCUUUUCCUUGGAGUUCAGGUGUAUUUUCGUAUAGAAAUUCUCACCAAGAAAAAAAUGCCCCUCCUGGAACUGUCCCUAAAUGAAAUGGAGCUCACACGAGCAGGUCUCGGUGGCUGCUGCCAACGCCUCCUGCUCAUUCCUAGCGGAGCCCUGACCAGAACUCCUUUCCCUCCUGCUCUGACCCUGCUCUCUGAGGUUAAUAUUAUUGUUUUGACAGCACAAGGGACGAGAUCAUAGUCUGGAAUUCACGAAUGACUUGUGCUUGACCGUGCAUCUGACUGUUCUGUGGAUAGGUCAAGUCCUGCUGGGAUGGUUUAUUUCCACAAGGUAUUUCUGAUAGUAACAAAAGGAGAGAAUACAUGAGACCUCCUACCUGAUUCUCCGUUCUCAUCAGCACCCGCUUUUGACUGGGAUGGAUGGUGAAUGAACUGUCCCAAAUUUGAGAACAAGAACUUUGAAGAUGGACACAUGGAGCCACGGGGAACAACAAGACUCAGUAGAUGGGUAGGAAGAAUGGUGACGAAGAGGAAGGCUUCCAGAAGUAUGCGGGAGGAGAACAUUAGCGGCCAUCUAGGCAUUCCUUCCUAUACUCUCUGGGGCAGAAAUAGAAAAACGUAUUCUUUUCAAACAGAGGAAAUUGAUUUUACGGAGUGACGUGCUUAAGCAUUUUUUUUAAACAAAAGGCUCAGAGAAAAUAUCUAAAGAAAGGAGAGGCACAUUCUCAAGAACAGAUCAUGUUAUUGGAAGUAAAAAAUCCAGGACUAUCCUUCUACAGACCUAAGUCAAGUCACUCUUAGGGCCAAUUUCUCUUUCUGUAAAAUGGGAAGAAUAUCGUUGACCUACCUCACAGGGGUGUUGUGAGGAUUAAGUAAUCAUGGCUGGUAAAGCGCUUUGAAGAUAAAAGUAUUAUGGUGAUCAGGCUUGCUUCCUGUUUAAAAAUCUAUACACCAAUUGAGCAUCUACUGUGUGCAAGGUGCAGUGGAGGAAGGGAAUAUGAUCCAGUUCCUCCACUCUCUUUUGAUUAAUGGAUAUAUUUUAAAAGAUUCCAAGAGGACAGAAUAACAGAGUUGUCUCAAUGUGGGUCAAGAAAGGAGUUCUCUUUCUGCCCCAGAAAAGCUACUCUCCUUUCCUUCUCAAAUAUUUAGACAAGAAGGAAGGGCUUUAAAUUCUUUGGCUUCCAUCAGAGAAUGCUCCUGUGGGAAGCAAACAAAUACUGGUUGUUCUGCUUCCUUUGUGGGAAAAUGAAGGCAAAUAGCAGUGAAAGUUCCUUGUGACCAGCACAUAAUGGUUCUAUUAUUUCAGUUAUUCCUUCUAGGCUCAGCUUCAGUUUUGCCAUAGCCUUUUUCUUCUGUCUUCAGACCCAGAGAACAAUUCACUUAUGCUGUCCUGGAAUAGCUGGGGAUUUGGGGUUGGUUGGUUUCCUUGGAGAGUCUGGUAUACUGUUGUUUGCUGGAAAGUCUUGGCUUCCAAAGACAAGGGUCUUUACUCGAAAACAAAUCAAAACAUGCGACUGCCAUUUUUUUUUUUUUUUGGUGGGAGGAGUUUUCAAUUUCUUAGCUGCCUCACAUAAAGCAAAGCCUUUUAAAAUGUCUCAUUCAUUUUUCCAUGUGCAAAAAGUUCUUCCCUUCCCAAACAUACUGAGUGAACCAAGUCUGGAUUCUAAACUGUAGCACACGUCAAAGGAUUCAGAUGAUGUGUACAGUGCCGUGCUGGAGGUUCACAAAUUUCUACAAAGAGCCAAACCACCUACUGCGCUAAGCAGGUUGGAAUUCCAGCCCCAAAUCGAAGCUUUCUGGAAAUGCUCCCAGAGCCUUUUAGCUUUAGGAAUGCCCUUUCAGUAUUGCUAGGGCAGUCUCCCUGAAUCCUCAGAAAUCUUUCUGCCACAGAAGAACAUCCUCAGAAGCCAGUGGGGGCUUCCUCUGUGUAUUAGAACCAGAGAGAAGCCACUUGUUAUUUUGAAAAUCAUUGUAUGAUGCCAGCCUUUAAGGAAAGAAGAGAGUUAUUUUCUUUUCCUUUCAGAGGGAAGAAAGGACUGAGAGAAAGGGAAGGUGAUUUGAUUUGCUCUUUGGUUGCUAGAAGAGACGUGAGACUCAGAGGUCCAUGGUGGCCUGUAUCUUGGACAUGGGACUGCGGAGGCCCGUGUUGAGUUUCCUUAGGCAGCUGAGGUAGUGCUGAGGCGCUACGCUCCUUUCUUUUCAACCAACCCUGGGCUCAAGGAAAGGGGGGCCUCAGUUUGGUGCUGCCAACUUGCCCAGAUCAUCCUCAGCGUCUCAGCCACAUCUCUGCCCCUCUCCAGCCUGUGUUCACGAGUGGCCCCCAACGUUGAUUCCAAAAGGCCUGCCUUCUUCGAGGCCUAUGCUUCUACGCACAUUGCUUCAGGUCAGAGCUGUCUGUCCAAAUGCAACCGCUGCAGCCUUUUCACUUGCCUUGACACCACUGUUGCUGCAUGCUUCCACCAAAUAUGCCCCCACCCCUGCAGGAGCUGUCAUUUCACCCCCACUGAGAGGGCCUCCAGCAUUGCCCUGGGCCUCCAGGAUUGCCCUGGGCCUAGCCUGCCUAAAACCCAGGACAGGCUCUGCUUCUUCCUUUUUUUAUAUCCAUGUGCCUUUAAAAGGCGUGGCCCUGGGUCCUAGUUGAGCCUUUACAGAAGUGGAGGGCUGGAGAGAACAGGUGAUGUUACUUAGGCAGUUGGGACACUCACUGAUAACCUGUGAAGCCAAUGUGGGCCAGUAACUCAGAAUGCUGUUUUCCCAGCGGCUGGGCUGUCUAGGGCAUUCGCUCUUCAAAAUAACGACAAUCCCUGUGAUGUGGUUGCUCACAUCUCCCCCUGCUGACCGCUAACCUCAUGGCACCUGCUCAUUAUUGAUGGCUUCGUUUGUGUUUGAAAUUACAUUGAUUUUUAAAUGCCAGAGAGAGAGAGAGAGCUGAAAGCCACACGAACUCUGAGAUGAUCUGAGAUUAUGAAAUUGCUGUGAGUUAUGCAGAACAGAGGAGUGCAUGACCAUGUAACUACAUCCAAAACUUAUUGAUCCAUCGAGAUACAUAAAUGUGCCGGUCUUGGGCAUAUUAUUUGUAUAUAUGCAUAUGUAUCUUUUUCUUAAAGGGCUGAAAUAGUUUGAUGAAACAGAGUAUUCUGAUGUUUAGGGCUCUUGCCGGGCUUGAAAUCGACCUAGUCUAGAUGGCUUUUUCCUUUCUGCCAGGCAGGGCAGAAAGGGGUCAUAAAGAAACCUGAGCUGGUUUAUGCCUUCAUUUCCUCCGUAAGUGACAGAAAGCCAAUAGCAGGGUUCUACGGGGUCUUGAGAGAUUCUCUAGUUGCUACCAGUAUUCUCAGCAGAUUCACAGAACAACCUGGGAUCCCCAGGAAGCAGCUUUCUAAACAACUCCCCAGAAGUUCUGGAAUUUGAAUCACACUGAGUACAUCUGAUCCAUUAGCGCAGCAGUCGCCUCAGUAGGUAAAGAGAGGGGAGUGUGCUGUGGACAAGUAAGCUUGGACGUUACCGCUCUGAGCCCGGCCAGUGGUAGAUGAUCUUUGGCUGCCAGGAUCUCUGGCCAGUGACAACCAAACCUGCUCUGUCCAGCUCCCCCGCACCACCAAUCUCUGCAGGCGAGUUGGAGGCUGGCCCCUUGAAGCCAUGAGGACUUGGGGAAAGAGUCUCCUCUGCUUAAAUAUGAAGUCCUCCUGGCAUCUCUAGUAGACAGGGGACACUGCAGGGAGUCCUGCUUUGCGGGAGGCAGAACGCAUUUUUCGGCAGCUCUGGGUACCUCCCCACAGCAGCAGCAGCGUUGACAACUCUGGAGUCCUCCAGACAGACUUCAGCAGAAACCCAGGUGCCCACAGCGUGCAAGGCCACCCAGAGCCCCUUCUGCCCUCGGACAGAAUUGGCAUGACCUGGAGCGACACGAUACUUGGUUAUGUGGGAAAAGAGCGUUUCAGGUGAGCUGGAGGAAGCAGGUGCUCAUGCAGCGGGGCACGCUGAACCCUAAGUUUCUUUCUGGAGCAGAGUGUGGUUCUGAGCCUCUUCUUCUGGCUGGAAGAGCAAGGGAGGCCACCUGCAGUGUUGGGAUCCAUGGUCUCUGGAUGUUUCCGAUCCAGGCAGGGGCUUCAUAAGAGUCCACCUGGAAGACCUGGUGUCAGGUGUGAGGCAAUCACAGGGUCUGUCCAAGCCUGAAGAAACCCUUUCAAGCCCAGAUCCCCAGAGGUAGCUUUGGAUCCCCUCCUCUAAACUGUCACACAUGCACAGCCUGUGUUUCCUGACAUUCAGGGUGUGGCGUGCGGCCAGUGGCUCCAGACGGUCAUGCCAGCACCAUCCGUCCCGUCUCCUCCCCUCCAUCUCUUCUCCCUUCCCCAGGCAUGGUAGCCCCAGUAGUGAGGGCAGCAAAUUGACUCUCUGCUUUCCCUACGAUGGCCAAGUAUAUUCCAGCUUCCACAACCCCUUAUCUCUAGCCCUGAUCCCCGUUGUACACAGUUUUCAUUAUCUUUUUCCUUACAUGGACUCGUUUGUGACAAGACAUGUUUUUAAGAAAAAUUUUUGUCUUGUUUUUCUGGUGUAACAGAGAAUUGGCUUUUUGGGGUAGGAAGAAAGAAUUAGGAAAAAGACAUGGGAAGAGGACAGUGCCAAGCUGGAAGGGUUGAUGAUGCCACCCUGCCUUCGGCGUGGUGGUUUUCUUUUACUUUAAAAAAAAUUACACAUCUGUUGCAGAAAAAAAGUUGGGGGCUUGGGGAGUAGGGAAAGAAGGCAAGAAGGAAGCGAGGAAAGAGAGAGAGAGGUGGAAGAAAGAAAGGAGCCCCCUUGGGUGUCACUGUCAUUUCCUGAUGUCUGGGGCUGCCACGGUGGUUUGUUGUUUAAAGGAAAUCCAUUUUUCUCCCUGCAGCUGGGCUGAGCUUUCCAGCACUUUCCGGCUCUGUGUGUGCCUGAGAACGGGCCACGAGGUCCUGGCUCUGGCCUCACUGACUUCACCCCGCAGGGUCAUUUUGGGCUUCUCUUGCGCCUGGUCACGGGCUCUCUCAACCCCUCCACCUGCCGCAGGGAGGCAGUCAGCAGAGGCCGGGAGACUGGAAUCCAAUCUCUCUUCUCAUAACAACGGUGAUUUUCAUGGGCAUUAUUUUUGGGAUUUGCUUAGCUUUUCUUGGAUACUUUUCUCCCGAGAAGCUUUUCCAUGUUCACUCCGUAAGGUUGAAGAUGCUGCUAACUGAUGCUCUCUAAAGCAAAACUAGUUGAACUUCUCAGGGAAUUCAAAGCCUUGAGUACAUACAAUUUGUAAUUUUCCCUAAAGGGUUAGCAAAAUAGUCUCACUGCUCCUGUCCACCCUGAGCAUUGGCUGUCUGACAAACAUGUUUGUGUAUGUAUUUGUGGGUUUUCAGGAAGCAGAGUCAUAAACAUCAUUACUUUUGAGAUUCCAAAUAUUUCCCCCCACCACCAUGCCGAAACUGUGCUUGAGCAAGCAUCCAUCUAUACAAGGAAAGGUUGAGAACGUGGCAUCUCCAAGCUAAUGGCGGGUGCCCCUGUUCCUCUUCCACUUUCACUAGGACAGGAAGUUUGCUCACUGUGUGAAGUUUUAGUCACCGUAUGAAACUCACCUUUUCCAGCUGGGAUUCCUUCCUUCUUCCCUUUGCCUCCAUGUAUCUAAUCCUCAUGGUUAGUUCUUACAUCCUGAGAAGAGCCGAGUGAGUAGAAUACAGCUUCCAAAGCUCAUACCAUGUUUUCCUUUACUCUGGAGUUUGCUGGUGUUAAAAAUAGUCUAUAGUGAACUAUAGGCUAAGGAGAAAGCCUGUGAGCUGGACCUUCCUAGAUGCAGGUUCAUGACCACCUCCUGUUAACCAAAGUCUCGACCUAAAAGAAUAGAAAUGACUUGAUUUCUAGCCCCCAUCUCUCUGGGGGAAGAUCUCUGUGGAAGUGACUUAGCCAAAGUUUUGGGGGAGGGCUAGAAAGUACCUUGCCCUUGAUCACCCUCAAACUACACAGGUAUUGCUUAUUGACACCCUGUGUGACAGGUCAGGGAGAGCCCUUAUGUGUGUGAUUGAUGACACACUAUGUAAUUAAUGCACCCUUAGGAUGGGGGAAGAAGUCCUUAUUCUUAAUUAAUUUAACUGAGCACCUCAUACGUGCAAAACAUCGUCUUUGCCCAUAGAUAAAGCUGAGAGGGGAGGAAAGUACUGAAUGAAAAUUCCCGAGGUGUAAAGGCUAAGAGCAAAAUCUUCACUUCCCACUCCUAGCAGCUCAGAAUGCACAUUGCCAUUUCGACUUCACCUAGUACAGUUGCUGGACUGGUUCUUGGAGCACUAAGAACCUUAGAUCAGUGGAAAGGCAGAGGCAUGGAAGCCAGCAAAAUGGGCAGAGACCACUGUCCUAGAACCACAGGAAAAGACUCCCAGACACUCCCGUCUGUUAUUGUAGGUGUGUGGUGGAAAAUAGUCUAAGAGGAGAUCCAGGGAAAGGGAGGUGGUGGUGAGGUGGCUUUUCUGUUCCCAUGAAGGGGCUAGGGAAGCCUCCUUGCAAAUGGAGAACUCUUCUGGCAGAAGUCUUUUGUUUGGCCCUGUUUUCCACACAGCAAAAGUAGACUUGGGUAAAUAAUUCAGAUUGUUGGAAGGUGAUAGGAAUCAUUUAUUUUCCUUAUACUGAACUUGGGAGCAUUACUUUUGGUAUAGACAAGCAUCAGAAUUUGAAAACCUAUUUUAGCUAAAACCUCCAGCUCAAGGAAGUAAGUAUAUCACAGAGGCUAUUGGGUGGGACCCCACCCCACCCAAUAUGCAGCCUCUUGUCAUUGAGAGAAGCAUUGGUCCAGGUUUGGGAAGAAAGGUCCCAGUGCAGGGAGCCAUUUUGAUCCUGGCCCCAGGUCUCCCUAUCUUGUCACCAUCAGCUUGGACAGUGGAAAGUAAGUCUUGGGAGCCUGAAGUUCACACCAGCAUGGCCAGUUGACCUCCCUUGUACAGCCCAGACCUAAAGUCAGGAAGGACAAUGGCUGGAGAGAACGCUGUGCCGCUGUAUCCUCCACACCAUGUUCAGAUCUUCCUGCCACAGAUACAGGAUCCCCAUUCCCACAUGGGACGUGGCUCCCUGCCUGGAAGGAGAAACCUAGGAAGGAGUAUUUCAAGGCCGGCAAGUAUGCUAAUAAAAAUUAAAAUGCCAUUUAAUAUCCACUCUGCAGUCCUUCACUGCCUCCUCUCCUUUUCUGGUUCGUCAGUGGCACAUUUAACUCUUGGUGCUCCAGAUGGCCAAUGACUUCCAUUUUCUUGGCCAGACUAUGAGGAUGGAGUAAUGUUGAGUCAAAGUCAACACCCAUGGUUCUCAGCUAUGUGGACAGAUGUGGAUAUCUGUCUGUCCUUAUUAAUCUAGACCUGGUGCUAUUUGUGGCAAACUGUGCCUAUGGAUGUAAUUUCCUUCAUUUUCUUUCUUUCUUUUUUUUCCUAAUGCAUUGCAACUGAGUAAUUAUGCUAGAAAGACAGAUUUCCAUGUAGGACUUUCCUUAGCACACGACUUUUGUCCUUCUUUUUUUUUUUUUUUUUUUUUUUUUACUGUUUUAGGAGAGCUGGGUUUUCAGUGUCUGAGACCCCUUAUUUUUAAAAGAAAAAAGAAACUGUUUUUUCUUUUCUAUUAGCCAAAAAGAAAAUCGCAUUAAAAAGAACAAUGUCAUGCUCUUUCUUCCCUCUCUCCCUGCUGAGUUGGAAGGGACAGAUGCACAUGAGCUGGGAGCUUUUGAAUCAAUUGCUCAAAAGACUUUUCUGUUCCCCCACCAUGGCGAGGUCAGGGCAGUGACAACAAACAAUUUAACUUCUCGAACCUUGUGGUGCCUUUUCUCGUGGUGCUUCUCUGUUGUGUAACUCCACUCAAGGCGGCCACUUGCAGCAAACAGCAAUGCCAGCAAAUGGUAUUAUGUGCCAGUGCAGUAAAAGACUUUAAUGUAUAAAUAUAUACAUAGAUAUAGAUAUAUCACUAUAGUUAUAUAACUAUAUAAUUGAGGUUCUGAUGCAGCUUUGGUGGGAGUUGAUCAUUCCUCUACAAAAAUAUAUACUACUCAACUGGAACUAAUGGGUCUCUUGAGGGUAUUGACAUUUGGGAAAGGCACAACAGAUGAGAUGGGUUACUCUCCUGUGACAAGUUUUCUUCUUCCUUCUUGUGAAAGUUGCUGUCUCCGUAACACAGAAUAUUUGAUAAGGGAGCAAAGUGCAGCUUCUUUUGAACUUCCUUUGGUGCUGAUAUAUAUUUCUUUUAAUUCUUUCUUUGUUUUGCUUCCCCAUUAGUGGCCAAUAAGCUGCUUUCCCCAAAAUCUUGACUCACCAAUCAAAGGUGGCAGGGGACAGUUUGGGAAUAAGAGGCUGGAAGUUGGGCAUCCCUCACUUCGUGUCCUGACUCAGUUUCCCCUGUGACCUGCAUACGUCCCAUACAUGGGUUCUCCAUCUACAAUGAGUAUCAUAAUAUUUACCUCAUGGGGAAGAGUAACUUAAAAGGAUUAACUGAUGAUACUGAAUCACUAGAUCAUUAUUAAUUUGGAGACAGCAACUUGACAUGUUAAGAUUUUGUUUAUAUGUUGCUAAGACUUAAAUCUUGGGGUUUUGUUUUGUUCGCCUCUUGUUUCUCCAUCUCUGCUGUGUUUUCUGUCCUGCCUUUGGCAAUACCUUAAAUAUUCUGUAACUGAUGGAGAUUCACCUAGGGCGUUGGGUAGUGCUAAUUUCUCCCAAGGGAACAACAUCACUAAUACUGUAUAAGGUGCUAGAAUCAAACCUCAUUUUAUAUACUUUGGUUCUUAGAGAAAAACAAAACAUGCAGAAUUCUUUCUGUGAAGCCUUACUAUAGAUUGCUAUAGCCAAUUGUUUAUCCAAAAAGUGAGACAGAGAGAAUAGAAAAUGAAGAUAAGAUGCAGAGAUUCUGUAUAAAGUGUAACAAAAAGACCUUUGCUAUUUCUUAUAUUAAGGUAAACUAUCAUAUAUAUAUAUUUAUAUACAUAUAUAUAUAUGUUUGAGGCAGAUAGAAUGGAAAAACCUACAGUGUGGUCAUCUUUAUUUUGUCAGUUAAUUCACAACUUUUAGUAUGUGUGCAAGAGAGGUUUGGAGUGGGGAUGGGAUAAGGGAUGCCCAGUGUGAUACGGGAAAUCAUUCAUCUUUCUGUUCUGUUCCACAUGUUAGUAGAAGGAGUAGGCUGAAUGAGAGGAAAGGGGAAUAAAUCAAGACAUAGAUGUGCUUUUUAAAUGUUCUGAGCAUUGAUGUUAUGCUUUUGUGUUGUUUCUUCUUUAUUCCAAGGUUUCUCUACAGUGCUGUAAAAAUGUCCCCUGCCUAGGGAGUUAACCAAUAACGUUUACCUCAAGAAAGCUUAAAAAAAAAAAGAGGCAGUAUUUUUCCCAUCUCUUAAAAAAUACUGUCCCUCUAACCAAAAGGUGAGGCAUUUCCACAGAAGUUCAGCAAGAGAAGAGAACCAUUUCUGAGGCUUUCCUUCAUGUCCCCAUCCUUUUCCACCGCACCUCACCCCCUUUAGUUACUAAUGAAAGAAUCCAAGAGAUGAGUUUUGACCAGAAGUGGGUUAGGAUGUGAUUAAAGUGUAUUAUUGGUGAAUAUAAACUUUGCCAGAACUAGCAGUGUGGGGUCCUUUCAAAGGAUGGCUGUGUACUUCAGAUGUUUCAUGCUAGCAUGUGUGUGUGUGUGUGUGUGUGUGUGUGUGUGUGUGUACUGUAUAUAUGUUCCAGUGUGUGAAAUGUCUGGUGGACAGAGAACAAAAUACCGCAAACAGAAAUGAACAGGAAAAGAUAUAUAUCAAAUGCUAUUUUAUCAGAUGAUGCACUUGUUCACCUUGAUGAGAAGCCACUGUUUCACAACUAUGCAAUCUCCCAGUUUUUCUCCCCACCCCUUCACCUUAGAUUUCCAAACUGUUUUCCAUAAUCCUCACAGAUUUUUUCCUUUGUACAAGAAACACAAUAUCCAAUCCCUGGUUCAAGGUGAGCAUGCUACAGUGAUUCUUUUCCUAAAUUUAAGAGCUAAAGAAAAAAAAUUUUCCUUUUCUUUAAUUGGAAAUGAUUCAGUGUAACCUCGUUUGGUUCUGUAAGUGAACUGAUGUGUAUUUUCUGUUUCAGUUACAUGUUUACAACUUGUUUUCAUCCUCUUCUUGGUUCAAAAUAUUUAUUUUCUUUACAGAUUCUACUUUUUAUAUAUGUUUUGGGGAUGUGUUAAGGCAAGAAGAAAAAUUUGGCUUAAGUGGAAAAAUGAGCAUGUGACCUCUGGGGCCGGGGGUGGGGAGAUCAUGUGUACCUGCAGCUGAAUUAGUACUUACAUCAUGGUCCUGAGUCAAGACCAUGGCAGGGAAUCUGGUGGACUCUGGGGAGGAACUGACCUGAGUGUUUUUCUUUCCUUAUUUGUGGUCGUCUCUAUGGAGUAACCUAUCCCCAGAGGAUGGACUAGUGUUUUCUGCCUUAGCUUUAGGCCAACUGUGUCCUUCCUAGCUACUCCACCCAGUGCCAAAUCCCAUGUCCCUUCUGUUGCACCACGGACUCCUAAUACCUCUCCUCCCCUGCCAGCCACUGAUGGCAACUUGCCCAAGUGGGGUUAAUGCAUCUGCUUUCAUUUCGAAAGUUAGAUAUAAAGGGAAUCUUUGAGAGCCUAGUGUCAAAAGUGCUCAGGAAAUUGGCCCUAGACUGUGUGCCAUUUGGAAACAUUUGAAACAUACUCAUAGCUGCAGUGAGGGCAGCGGGUUCUAGCACAUUUACAAACUACCAUCAAGCCACUUCGGCUGAGCAAGACUUUGAGAGGUUUUUAAAAAAUAGUUGAGAGAAAGAUGAUAGGUCACAUGGUUACACAAAGCACAAACUUGGCAGGGGAAGCCCUGUACGCAGAAGGCAGCUUUGCAACUUCUCUGGUUGUCUGCACAAGUCUGAGUUUUGCACAUGGUUUACAAGUCUUGCACAAGGUGGCCGAGCCAUCCAAGACAGUUUUUAAAAGAGAAAUCCAGACACUGCCUAACUGAUCCAGCACAACAUGCUUCCACUCGGCAGCAGGUGGGAGCUUAGAUGAAAUUCCUUUGGAAUGAAGAAGGAAGUCGGUCCUUUGAUGAAGUGCAUUGUCUCUUGUGGCCUCAUUCCUUGCCUUCCCCUAUCCUGCACAUUCUCUUAGCUACUCAGGGGAUCUGAACAAAGAGCUAUUCAUUUACUUUUGUCUUGUUCCAUAGAUCACAUCUGCUGAGAACCAUCCUGGGAAUUUCUCACCCAUUCUUUGGUCUUCUUUCUUAUAUAUAAUAGGAAUAAAGGGUUCCUCUUCUCCCUCAAGUGAGUAUUUUGGAGACUUUCAGAGCUGUCCUGGGACCUGGACCUGCAUAACCAGACCCCAAGAAGCUUCCCCAAAGCUGACUUGUCUUUAAGGCUCAGGAAGUCCACGGGGGAUCUGUUCCAGGACACCAUGAAAUUUCCCAACUCCUGGCCCUCUCUAAAAAUCAGCUGUACAUUUGGAGGAGCCUGUUGGAGGUUGCCAAGGUCUGGACCUGUGACCCUAGUCCCCUCUAGCCUGCCCCAUCGGCACUCAGGCCUCUGGGUCUUCACUCACCUUGGGCAGAAUGAAGAGUGGCCAAAGGUUGAAAGUGGUGGAGAUCCCUCACUCCUUGCUUGCCCAGGGCCAAAUCAGAGUGUCCAAUACCCAUUUGGGGGCUGUGACAACCUGCCUCUCUGGGAAGGGUCAUGCCCACCUCUGCAGUCUGUGGCAUUGUUGAGUUUCUGCCCAAAUCUAGACCCAGGAAACCUGCCUGUUCGGAAGCCUGACAAUUCAUUCCCAGUGUAAACAGAGCCUUUGCUGGAAAAAUCUUCCCUAUCAGAGUGGAUGAGUCCGACCCUGUGCUAUGUGGGCUCUUGCCAUCCACUGGACCCUGAGAUCCUGAGUGGCCCAUGGAUGUACAGUCCUGAAUGCCAGGCCAGAGAGGUCAGGGGUGGCCAAGAGCCCUGCAGGGCUGGCUGCUUCUGAAGAAGGAAUCUGGUCAGAGAUGUUGUGCUUCCCCUGAUGGGAGUAGGAGACAGUUCCUUAGAGGAAAGAAGCAUUUAGAAUUACUGGGGUCUCAGGAAUGUCACAUGUCAGAACCAGUCCAGUGUGGUCUGAGCGGGUGACAUCAGUGAUGCAGAGCAGAGCCCUUCUGGGGAGGAUGAGAGGACCCAGAUUCUGCUCACAGUAACCAAGGGCCACAGAUGUGUCAGGCUCUGUGCCCAAUGCCUCCAUACAAAUCAUCUCCUCUAAAUCCUGAGGAUCACCUGGUGAGGUGAGAAAUCCCCUCCCUUUUACAAAUGGGGAAACUGAGGCUCAGGGAGUCCUCACAUUUGCACAGGGUCCCAUGGUCAGUCGGGGGUUCAGCUGGGCGCAGACCUCAGUAUCUCGGUUCUGCUUCAUCCCUAGUGGUCCUGCUCCUCUUCCAGGUGGACUCCACCUCAUCCCCCUCCUCAUGGCUCACAAACACCAGGGAGUUCACAGUGCCUGGUGUGGAAUGUUUGGGACUAAAUCCAGGAAGCCUGAGCAUUUUUGUUUGCAUUCAGUUGGCCCAAGAAACUAGGAUAAGAGUGGGGAGAAUUCAGGGACGAUUAAUGAAAUACAGCGUCACACGGAAAAUGAUGCCUGCUUUCCAGAGGUCACCCUGAGCCUUACCCCUUCAGUUAUGUUCUGGAGUUAUGUUCUGGAGGAGCUGCGUGGAACUGGAGCCCUCCCAGGUGCACUCUGAGUUGUCUGUUUGGGUUGUCCUGAGAACUUUAGUGUCUCCUAUCUGUCUUGUUUUGUUUGUGUUCUCCAUGACCUUGAGAGAUGACUUUCAGAUAAAUGGAUUAUUUUCCUAAGGAUAUAGAGGGGAUGAGAAGUCGGAGUUAGAACAAAUUAAGAAAUUUAAGCUUCACGGGGUCAGUUCUGAGGCAGUUUUUGCAGACAGUGGCUGUGACUCAGCAGCGAGAAGGAGCAGUCCCGAAAGGAACCUGUGCUGGGCUAGGGAGAAGGCAGGCUGAGGUUGGGGGUGACCAUGCCAGGGCCUGGGAACUGGCAUCUGCUCCUGUCCUCACUGCUCUUGGGCGGGCCAUCGCCUUCCAUGAGCCCCAAUGUCCCAGUCUCUAAAAUGCAGGCAUGAACUUGGUAACCUCUGUGAUUGAUCCAAGCCAGAAAGGUAUGAAAAAAGUGAGCCAGGCAAAUACAUUUGAUAAAAUGUCUUGAAUGUUGAAUAGAUACCUUCAGAUUUGGGAACAGAAACCACUCUAGGACCCUAAGUCAACAAAUGCAAAUACCAACAUCAAACUAGCAGGCUGAAGACGGUGAUUUUCACUUCCAUGUGAACUGAUUAAAAACAAUAGAAAUGAGAGAAGAGGCCGGGUGCAGUGGCUCACGCCUGUAACUCCAGCACUUUGGGAUGCCAAGGCGGGAGGAUCACCUGAGGUCAGAAGUUUGAGACCAGCCUGGUCAACAUGGUGAAACCCUGUCUCUACUAAAAAUACAAAAAUUAUCCAGGUGUGGUUACACCCACCUGUAAUCCCAGCUACUCGGGAAGCUGAGGCAGGAGAAUCGCUUGAACCUGGGAGGUGGAGGUUGCAGUGAGCAGAGAUCGCACCACUGCACUCCAGCCUGGGUGACAGAGCAAGACUGCAUCUCAAAAACAAAAACAAAAACAAAAGAGAGAAAUGAGAGAAGAGCAUAAGGGAGAGGGUGAUGGGGAGAAGAGCAGAAACGGACAGGAAGAAAGAGAUUAGAGAGACUGGUGCGAGGGGAAUGAUAAGACUGCCAUGUUCUUCCUCCACCAGCAGUCUCGUGUUUUAUGUUUGUUUACAACAAUUAUAUCAGCUUAAUGGCUACCGAGCACCUUCUGAGUGAGGACAUGCACACACACACACACACACACACACACACAAGUUAUUCUAAUCCUGCCAAUGUCCAGUGGUUACCCAUGGGGAAAAUCCCUCAGUCCUUGAGCAUAGCUGGGGCUUCUUCAGAGCACAAGGAACAGUGGAAUCUCAGAGUUUGAAGGAGACUCAGACACCACCUAAUUUUUGCUCAUCCACGCAGUCACUGACAAAAGGCUAUCAUACUUAUUGUCACAGGUCUCCAAGGACAGAAGCUCCUUGCCUCCAUUCAUCAUUGAGUACCACGUAAUUGGACAGUCUUCCCUUGGAACUGGCCUACUGCUGCCUGUUGUGAUCCAGACUGGUUUCUUUUGCUUUGGGCUUCCAAGGGGACAAAGCCCCUGCCUCUGGAUGAAUGAUCUCUGGGACACUUGGAAGUGCCCUUGGCCUUGUCUUGCCCAGAAACUUCCGAAGGCAAGAGUAGAAAUUGUACCUCACCUUGUCUUUGCAUCCUGAAGUUCAAUGCUUAAGACAGACAGCAAUCCUCCCACCAACCUCACAGCCCAUCCACGCUGGAAGCAGCUGCUCAUCUUUUUUGUGUCCUGUUAUUAUACAGACUCAGAUGAACUGUUUCUCAUUCCUUUCCAUUCAUCAGGUCCAGUGUUUUAUGUUCAAAAUUCAAAUGUAAGUCUUCACUUGAAAUGGAUCGAGGAAGGUAGGAGGAGGCCCCUGGGUAUUGCCUCCAAGGGGAAUAUGUAUUUAUAGGGUCUUCAAAGCCCUCAGAGCACUGCUGAUACCGUCCCCUCUUCCCCAAACCAAUCCUCUUGUUGCAUUUCCCAAAAACUCAAUUCAACCUGGAUCAUGGCCUCCAUGCAGCAGGAGCUCUGCUCGACAUUGGGAAGACAAAGAGGAAAGAUUGUCUCUUAAGGCACUCACAGUCCCCAGGGAGACAAAGCACAAACCUAUGGGCACUACAAUCCGGCUUCUGGGAGGACAGGGUGGUCCUGCCCAGCAGAGCUGACUUCAUGCCUCCCAAAGUUCACACGGCUUCUCAUCAAGGGCCUCUCUCAUCAGUUCCCUCUCCCAACCUACCAUCAUCCCCAGAUGAACCAGGCAUUACACUAGGACCCCCUCAGUCUUCCCCCUAACCAGGGCUGCAACUGUUCCCAGCUAUUUCUCAACAGAGCAAAUCCUGCCAAAAGUAGGAUCAUGUCCAGAGUAAAAAUAACCACUAAACAAUCCAAUGAGCUUGAUUCAGUUCAGCAUUUAGCCCAACAGAUGCCUCUGAACCCUGUAUCUUCCACAUUUUCUCUAGAGUCUCUAGAGCCUUCUAGCCACGUCCGACAAACCCAAAAGUUACUCCUUGGUUUUCUUGCCCAAGUCCCUUAGGUCCCUUUUGGCCGCCUGUACUGAUCUGAGCUGACCCUUCUUUGGUUGGUGGUUUCAUGGCUCUGUUCUCCAAGUCACUGCCUCAGGAAACCAAUGUCCAUGUCUGCUUUCUUCUUACCCCAUCUUCCUUCCAUCCAGGACAGAAAUAUGAGGACAAAGAGGUCUCUGCAGUAGCUAUCACUGCCUGACAGAGCAUUUUAUAGUAAAAUUGCAUUCACAGUUAAGAUCAAGGCUGAUGGAAGCCUUCUUGGUGGCCUGUUGAGCUCUCCAUUGGAAGAGUUGUUCUUGGAAAUGAGAAGGAGAAAGGGACCAUCUCAAUGUCCCCAUGUGGUAGAUCUUGCUUCAACCACUAUGCGUGCAGAUGACCCAAGAGAGGAAAAGCUGGGCCAGAUCCAUUACAGCUAAACUGAUUUCCAGCCAGCAGGUGUCAAGGGCGCUCAGAGUGGUCCCUGACACAGUGGCUGUGGAAGUGAGUUCUAACUCUAGGGAAGAUGAAGAAACCCUGACUCCCUUACUAUCGAUGUUGGGCUGCUGAACUCACAAGGUGCUCCAACCCCACCUGGCAAGAAUACAUAGAACAACCCUAUGGGAUGGGUUACUCCUAUUUAGAUAAAUUAAAAUUACUUCUUUUUUUUCUGGGCACAAAAAGCAAAAACAAAGACUUUCUUAAUUUCACCAGGGUUUGCAAUUGAACACAUCUGAUUCCCUGACUUAAAGAAAUAUAUAUGUAUAGUUUUCAUUUUUGAGCAGGUAUUUUUUUAAUGGGGCUUAUUUUUGGAUUUGAGAUCACUGGGCUUCUUGCCUUGUGAAUCAAUGCUUGCUGCUGUAUUGCAAAUGCAUACAUUGGUGACCGCAGUAUUAAGCCAAAUUUAAAAUCUUAGUCUCCUCCAUCUGUAAGUGUUAUGUAUCUACCUCAUUAUGAUUUUUUUGGUUUCCUGUGCUUUCGUGUUGUGUACAAUGUCAGAGGUGAAAUGUAGAUAAAAAUAUAUAUAUAUAUAAAUAUAUAUUUUUUGCUUUGCAAUAAAGUUCAAAGCUAUAACACAGACUAUUCCUGAAAUAUCAUAGACUUUUAUUGUGCUCUAUCUCCUUAGUUGUGAAUUGUCUCGGGAACCUUUUUGCCUAUUCACGAGAGUCAAUAUUGUUGUGUUUGUCAUUUGAUGAAUUAUUCUAAUUAUUUUAACUGUACUUUUUUGACACAUUGAAUAAGACACUAGGAUUCUUGAACAACUCUUGGUUUCAAAGGUGCUUUAUUUCUGUGGACUCUAGUGAUCAAAUGGAAGGGAAGUAUCUCUGCAGACUUGAAUCUUUCAGAAAAAAUUAUGGAUCUCAAUGCCAUUGGGCUUUGGGUUUAGAACAAAAGGUUCGUGCGUAGGGGGAAAAAGGAAACAUUGGUUUGGCUUUGACUUCUUGACGCUUUUGGUAUUUAUUGAUGUCCAACCUUAUUUCUUUUUAAAAUUUCAAUUUCUUGGCAUGAAAUUCGGUAUUCAUUGACUCCCUGGCAUUCUUGUGUGACGUGGCUGCUUUUGACUUUUUGACUCUGCCAUUUUCCCUAGGUUGAUUUUAUGUGUUGUGCUAUUUGGUGGUGAACUAUCCUGUGCCCAGCCCCCACCUCUUCUCUAAACGUUCUGGAACUCUCUUUCAUACCACAUGUUAAGAGGAACGGUGAUUUGGAAACUUUUGUAGUCUACAAGCCAGCAAUGCCAUAAAGACUCAAGGUUUUCAGAAGAAUCCUGACCAGUUACAGUACAGGUUCAAGGGAUUGUGAAUAGAAGGUGGAUUGUUUGCAAUGGAUUCCCUUUAUUUAUGUGCUUGAACAGAAUUGCUAUCCUUUAGCUAAGCACAUGUAGGUUGUGAACCCUAAAUAAUUUGUAUGGUUCAACCACCCUUGUUUUUUUGUGUCUUUGGCCAAAAUAUAAGGCUUUUCUUAAAUUCCUUCAAUAUAUUUUAAACAGUAUAAAGAAAAGUCUAUAAGUUAGAAUAAAAGAUCCUUAAAAAUGAUACUUCAACAAAACCCUUUAAGUAUUUUAUUAUUCCCCAGUUCUAGGGGGCUACGGAAAAGUGAUCUUUGAAAGGGGGAAUUAUUUCCACAAAUGGUGACAUUUCCCAUAAAAUAUAUGCAAUGCUAUAGAAAAAUAAAUAUUUCAUAAUAUGUUUGUUUUUCUUUUUCGAUUAUCAUAAAUAAUUGCUGGUAUGUAUUAGUAAUGGACAUUUUAACUUGUAUUCGGGGAGGUUUGCUUUCUUCUUUAAUGAUGCUGAGUAAGCAUUUAAAACAACCUGGCUAGGUUAGACUUUGCCUGUUCUUGACUAUUUCUCUCUUUUUAUGGUAUAAAGGUCUGUCUAUGAAUUGAAAUGCAGAUAAAACAUGUACUGAAGGUAGAACACACUGAUGUUGAUUUGAAGGGAAAAAUAUAAUGAUAAAUAUAUAUAUUUAUAUAUAUACACACAUAAGUAGGUGAGUGGGAAUAUAUGAUAUAUUCACACACACGCAAACACACACGUGGGCACAAUGACAGUAUGCUUUCAAAGUUGGUUUUUUGAUUCUGAGGAAUUUGCCACCUCACUGAGCUUCCCAAGAUUCCAAAAUUUCCUUUGAAAUAAUUACAUGUUUAAGAAAGAAAUGUUUUGCUUGUUUUCUGUAGGUACUAGAAAACACAAUUCUUAUGAUUCCCUAUUCUUUCAUAUCCAUUGUGACAUAUCCAUUGUGCACUCAGAGGAGCCUGUUUUUAGGGAGACUUUGGGAGGAUCCUUUCUUGUAUUACCACCUUUCACCCCACCCAAUGCCUUGAGAAAAUUAGCUACAGAGCCACCUACACCUGCUCAUCUUGACUCUUGUCUUUCUGUUCAUCUCAGUUCCCCAGUUUUUCCACAGGGGAGGCCUUGUUUCCUGGAGACCCUCCUGAAGUUUGAAUACUGGAGUGAACUCUCUUUCCAUGCUGGUUCUGGGUCCUCUCCACACCUGGUGCCACCCUCCCUGGACUCCCAGCCCCAUUGCUCCCCAGGGCACAGAUAACAGGAAUUUCAGAGUUAGUAGAAGGAAUUUUUUGCUGCAUCUGUGAUCGAGGCAUUUUAGAUAUACAUGUUCGUAGCCCUAAGCAUGAGGUUUAAUCUAUUUCUUAUAGAGGAAGGGUUCACAAUGGACCAAACUCUAAGGGUAACCCAAGGAGAUGGCAUAACAGGACUUCUGACCCAGACCAGCCAGUUUUGUUCUCAUAGUGACUUUCUGCUCACUCAUGAGCAAAACUCCCUUAGUUGAUAGGGAAUCCCUGAUAUGUCAGAGCCAGUAUGGGAACAGGGAAAAGGAAUUGAACUUCAAUUCACUGUAAAAAGCAUUUUCUUCUUUCUCUUUCCUUUUCUGUUUGUAGACCAUAUUUCUGCAGAGUGGGCUGGUCCUUGGGGCAUGACCAUUGUUGGGUUAUUGUGGGGAGUUUUCUGCACUGCUGGGAGGAUGCUGUAGUUUUGUUUGCUUGUUUUAAAUCUCAUUAUUACACCUCUUUGUUGCCUGCAAAGGGAGAAGAUGCUGUCCCCAGGAUAUAAUCAUUCUAGAUAGAGAUGCUUUCAGUUCUGUUUAUGGUUGCCAGUUGCUAUUGAACUCCUAAGGAAAUCUCCAAUUUGGAAACCAUUUCUGACUGCCUGUUUGGGUUCUUGGUUUUCUGCUUCUGGGCAAGAACAGCUUCUAUGCUUUAGGAGCUUUGAAAUCACUGGACCAGAGGAAGCAGAUGUAUUACAAUGGGAUGUGGCAGAUUAUGCAAGAAUUUCUUUUACCCUAAACUCAAGGUGUUGUACAGCUCUGGUAGAGGAUUUUUGACAUUUCGUAUGUUCUCAGGCCACUGGGUCUUCCCAGUGACCUUCCCUGCAAGGACAAUGUGACAGAUAAUGAAUCUGUUUUACCCCAGUCGACUUUCCUUGCCAGAACAGUAUUCUCACUUCAAAUUCAAUUAAUCAUUUGAUUAUCAAAUAUUUAUUGAACACUUACUCUGCCAAGCAAAGGGCUAGUACCAUAGGGAUAUAAAGAUGAAAUAAACCUCAAGGCAUGUAAUACAAGAUAUGAGAAAUGUAUGUUAAAAACCAUACUGCAAUGGAAAAUGGAACCUAAGGAGAAGUGCAAGAUGCUUUGGACGUCCAGAA